This is a messenger RNA of Trichoderma reesei QM6a, 1647 nucleotides long. Its product is annotated as glycosyltransferase family 31. Gene Ontology annotation, cellular component: membrane. The transcript has a single exon. The record is from RefSeq and is a predicted model, not a curated record. The coding region runs from base 1 to 1647 and encodes 548 amino acids. Gene Ontology annotation, molecular function: acetylglucosaminyltransferase activity. Lineage: Eukaryota; Fungi; Ascomycota; Sordariomycetes; Hypocreales; Hypocreaceae.
AUGCUGCCCGGCCCCCAGCGAGUCAUCAGCAUGAAAAGCCCCAUUUUCCGCUCCAUAGUGGGCGCCCUCUGCGUCUUCAUCAUCAUCAUGGCCACCAUGAAGAGCGAGACGUUCCACAUUCACCACAAGAUGCUCGAGCAAGCCGACGCCAGGGCCGCAUCCGAGCCUCAUGGCAACCCCCAGCAGCCUUUAGACGCCGUACCCGCUCCAACACUUGGCACUGAAGAACCCAGCCCUGCCAAGACCAACUACAAGAUGGAUUGCAACUCCGACCUCGCUCACCUUACCCAGAUCAAGGACCGCUACAAACUCGAAAACAGGUUCCAGUACAUGAAGCGCUACGUCAAGUUCACUCGCAAGGAAGGCCUCGAGCGCAAGCGAAUGACCAAGCUCUCCCAGAACCUGCUCACCGACAGCUUCAGAACGGUCGACCUGGGCGCAGGCUUCGGCGGCGGCGAUGCGUGCGCAGCUCCCCUGGAGGUCGAUGUCCCCGCGUCGGAUUUCCCUCGCACCGUCGAUGCCUCGGACUUCAUGUUUGGAGUGUCGACAACGUACAAACGCUUCAUGGAUCCCAACACGACGCCCAUCAACGAAUGGGUGUUCUGGCUCACCGACAGCCAAGGCAACUCCAACGGCGGCAAGCUGCUUCUCAUGCUGCUCGACGCGACGGACGAACAGCUCCAGCAGGUAGCCGACAUGCUGGGCGACGUGGGCAUCGACGUUGACGUCUAUCACUCCGACUCGAGGGUUGAGAUGGCUGUUCGCUAUCUGACACUGGUGCCGACCCUCUACACUCAUCCUGAGUCGGCGAGCAAAAAGUGGCUCGUCACCUGCGACGACGACACCUUCUUCCCCAGCAUGCACGGUCUAAUCGAAAAGAUGAGCACCUUCGACCACACCAGGGAUAUGUACAUCGGCACCUUGUCGGAGGAUGUCGGUGCCAUUGAGCGCCACGGCUCCCAGGCCUUUGGAGGAGCCGGCGUCUUCUUGUCGCGGUCCUUGGCUGAGAAGAUUACGGGCCUCUUUGGCAGCUGCACCACGCAGGCCAAGAUCCUCGAGUCGAACUCGGGCUGGGGCCCUCAGGGAGACAUUAUCCUGCGCAAGUGCAUCUACGAAAACACCGAGGUACGACUGACGACGCUCUGGGAUCUCUGGCAGCUCGACUUCUUCGGCCAUCCCAGCGGUUUCUACGAAUGGGGUAUCAAGCCCUUGUCGCUGCAUCACUAUCGCGGCGGCGGCUGGCACAGCGCCAAGCCUGCGCAGUACACCAAGAUCGCCCACUCGUGUGGUGAGGACUGCACCCUCAUGCGCUUCCAGACGACGGACGACUUCAUCAUCUCGGGCUACUCCAUCGCCCACUACCCCCAGGGCAUCACGUUUGACACCAACCAGAUGGAGGCGACUCUGUACGCUGCGCCCGAGAACAAGGGCUGGAACCUCGACUUCAUGUUUGGGCCGCGGCGGCAGUCUCUCCUCAAGACGGGACGCAAGAUCGCCUGGGAGCUCCAAGAGUCCGAGAUCCAAUCAGACGGUUCCGUCUUGCAGACAUAUACCCGGAGUAAGAAUGACGAGCGAUGGGUCCACUAUGACAAACAGCCGAUGAGCAAUAUCGACGGUGUCAUUGAGCUUGUCUGGAUCCCUUCAUAG